AUGGCAACUAUAACUCAUCAUGAUGAAAGUCUGGGAGAAAGAAAUGAAUUUUUCUACAUGAAUGCAAAUAUGAUUGAUAGCGAACCAUUUUAUAAGAAUUUUACAAUGAUUCAAAAUGGAGAUGAAGAAAAACAAUUAAAUAACGCUAUUCAUUCAACUGAUAAUACAUAUCGAGCUAAUCGUAUUCAAAUAGAACUUUCUAUAUCUGAUCAUAAUCAUUCGAAUGAAAAACUUGAUAUAAAUCAUCAAGAUUCAUCAAAAAUCAUGAAUAAAUCUAUAUGUAAUUUAACAAAAAUUGUUGAAGAUAUUGGUUAUAAUCCUAAAUCACCAUAUAUAUUUUUUUCUCUAAAUAAUACUAACAAUGAACUUUCAAAUACAAUAUUAAAGCUCAAUGAAACUCUUGAACCAUCUGUUAAUACAUGGCGUUCCCAAAUCGAGAAACAACAUUUUCCAAGAUGGCAUCCUGAAAAAUAUGAAUGUUCUGCAUCAAUGAUUCAAUAUAAACCAAUAAUUGAUGUGAAUGAAACAAUAGAAACAUCAGAUGAUAAAAAAUCAAAUAUAAUUAUUCAUCCAUCUGUCUUAAUAAAUAUAAAAUCCAAACAAAUCAAUGAAAAAUUUUUAAAAACUCAAAUUGAACAAAUGUAUGGUAUUGAUGAUAAUGAUGAUUUUGAUACAUCAAAUUCAAUAUUAAGUCGAAGUUCAUCAAUGAAUGAAUUGAAUUCUUCUUCUGAUCAAGUUCUAUUAUCAUCACCGUUAAAAAUAACUGAAAAUGCAGAAUGUAAACAAAAAAUUACUAUUCGUGAAUAUUAUCCAACUAAACAAAUAUCUUCAACUAUGGCUCAUCGGUCAUUAUCAUCUUUUUCAUCUCAACAAACCCUAAAUGAUAAUGAAUAUGAAGAAUUUAUUCAUAAUCAUCCAGAAAUAAAUCAUGAUCAAAAUCCAAAAAUUAUUCAUAAACCAAAUCCAGAUAAUGUAACUUAUAAACAAAAGGUUUCUGUUCGUUAUCUUGUUCCACCAACACCUCCUCCAUCUGGACCAUUAAUUAUUCGAGAAAUUAUUCCUCCACAUCCACCAUCACCUCCACCAUUAAUUAUUAAUCAUGAAGAUACACAACCUAUUACUCCAUCUCCACGUAUUUUCCGCGAAGCUCCACCAACACCACCACCUCAUGAAGAACCUAAAAUUAUAACUAAAAUUCUACCACAAGAACCUCUAUCAUCACCAUAUAUUAUCUUCGAACAUAAGCCUCCGUUACCACCAAAACCUCAAUCAAUUAUUAUCGAAAAAUGGUUACCGUACAAACCACCACCACCACGAGAAGUUAUUUAUGAACGUAUAAUUGAAGCUCCGAUAGUUUCAGAAUUUCAACCAGGUGAUUUAACUAUCGAUCGACAAUGUUAUCAUUCUGUUGAUUUUUAUUCAACAUCAUCAUCAUCAUCUCAUUUACCUAAUACAGUUUAUAGUGAACAUCAAAAUGCUUCUAAUAAUAUACAAUAUCAACAAUCAUCAAUAUUUGAUCAAUUUGCAUGGAUAACACAACAACAAUUAAAAUCAAUAGAACAACAAACUUAUCAACAUUGGAUACCUAAUCAACAACAACAACAACAACAAAUGAAUAUGUUUAUACAAACUCCAGCACAAUUAACAACACCAUUUCUUGUUGUUAAUCAUCCACCAGUUACAAAAACAAUAACAGCAUAUACACAAAGAGAAGAUGUUCAACAACAAUUUUUUUAUACACCAAUACUUAUGUAUCCUUCUUAUACAUAA
Molecule: messenger RNA, 1770 nt
Organism: Rotaria sp. Silwood2
Lineage: Eukaryota; Metazoa; Rotifera; Eurotatoria; Philodinida; Philodinidae
Source: the annotation of a GenBank genome assembly